Molecule: messenger RNA, 825 nt
Organism: Limulus polyphemus (Atlantic horseshoe crab)
Lineage: Eukaryota; Metazoa; Arthropoda; Merostomata; Xiphosura; Limulidae
Product: protein KIAA0556-like
Exons: 6
Source: RefSeq, a predicted model, not a curated record
UUAGAAAUGUUUGUUGAAAGUCAUAACAAUCGUUAUACCAGUAGCUGUCCAGCUAGUAGGAGCAGCAUGGAAUCUCUUGACCUUCUGGACAACACAGGUGAUGACUCGUUAUUUUUGGUUGGAGAGAAUCAGUGGAGAGGAGGUUCUGCUCGAUAUGGUCGCAGAGCAGAAAUGAUACCUACAUCUACCUCAGGUUCGAUGACUCCUGAAUUCUUAAAGGACAUUGGUACUUCUAAGUCAGCAGAAUGGACCAGACUGAGAAAAAACACUGACCAGUUGUUGGAAGAAUGCUGGCUAUCAUUACACAACUUUGCACAAUCACACAAAGGUCGUUUAACAACAACAGCAGUGGAUGAAAGGGACAUACUAGAUCUUUACAUGCAGAAAGAAAGAAUUAAAGGACAGCUGGUUUCACGUAUUGCAAAUGAUGGCAGCAGAAUGUUUAAGAUGGUUGAAAAUGAUGGCACUGAAAUCACAGACUUCGAGGGUGACUUCUUUAUUCCAGUGCUCCCAGAGGGCAUUCAGCUAACACUAAACAUUUUAUCAACUUGGGGUGACAAGCAUUAUGUUGGAUUAAAUGGUAUUGAGGUCUUCACUCACAAUGGAAAACCGGCUCAGGUUGAGAAGAUUGGGGCAGAACCAGCUGACAUAAAUGUUCUACCUGACUACAGUCAUGACCCAAGGGUUGUAACCAACUUAAUUGAUGGAGUUUAUCGCACCAAAGACGAUAUGCACCUGUGGUUGGCCCCUUUCACACCAGGCAACAAUCACUAUGUUUUCCUGCAAUUUUCUCAGCCUGUUAGAGUGGCAAUGAUCCGAAUCUGG